This is a messenger RNA of Schistosoma mattheei, 1551 nucleotides long. NCBI's taxonomy places the organism in Eukaryota, Metazoa, Platyhelminthes, Trematoda, Strigeidida, Schistosomatidae. The record is from the annotation of a GenBank genome assembly.
AUGCAAAAACAUAUGCUUCUCCAUCGCCCUCCCGCUCCAAUAGAUAUUCCUGGACCACUUGUAAAUGGUGAAGUUUCUAGCAACUUUAAAUGUGCGUCUGCUUUAGAGAAUGGUUCUGAUCAGAUUGGAAAUGCGCCAAUCGUUGUUGGUCAUCCAACCGAAAAUUUAUGUCGACAACAAAGCAAAACCCCUAUGACUUUUACUGAUGCUCAUAGUUUUGUUGUUUUUGAAGCUUCUCCAGCCACCAAAGGUCACACUUUUCGCUGUAACAUAUGCGUCCCUCUUACCAUUUGCUUGCAAAAUAUGUCAAACAAGGCAGUUUACUCAAUUGAUCCAGAAUUUUCUAUUCGAAAGUCCGUUCGUUUAAAAGAAGGUUCAAGUUAUAUUCGUUUUAUUGAAAAGACAUCAGAUGAAUUGGAUGAAGUUGUUGAGUAUGAUUUAGAUGAAGAGGAUCUUUUUUGGCUUAAAAGGAUCAAUGCUAAACGCAAUAGUCUAUCUUUACCACCUGUCUCUGAAUCUACUCUGGAAUGGAUUAUGGACAGAUUUGAAAAAAAGGCCAGAUUCCGGUUGUUUACUUCAAAUGGUUGUGAAACGACAGACGUUUUCCCUGAUAUUGGCGGCAACCAUUCAGGUAUCGAUGAAGAUGCUGUAUGUGCUGUGUGUCAGGACGGGACUUGCGAAAAUACGAAUGUUAUAUUAUUUUGUGAUGUUUGCAACUUAGCCGUACAUCAGGAAUGUUAUGGAGUUCCUUAUGUCCCUGAAGGUCCUUGGCUGUGUCGUAAAUGCCUUCAUUCACCAAGUGAACCAGUUUCAUGUGUCCUUUGUCCGAAUAGAGGUGGUGCCUUCAAAAAAACUACAGAUGACCGUUGGGCUCAUGUCAUAUGUGGGUUAUGGGUACCUGAAGUGAUGUUUGCUAAUCUGACAUUCCUUGAACCACUGGAAGGCAUCGACAGAAUUGCCACAGCCAGAUGGCGUCUUCAGUGUUUCAUUUGUAAACAACGCAAUGUUGGUGCUUGUAUACAGUGUCAUAAAUCUAGUUGUUAUCGAGCAUUUCAUGUGACAUGUGCACAACAUGCUGGAUUGUAUAUGAAAAUUGAGCAUACAGAUGAUCCUGGAGAUCUAGGAAUCCGAAAGAGUGCGUUUUGCGAUCAACAUUGUCCGCCGGAUCACUUUUCUAGUUCAAAUAAAGGAAUGUACGCCCAUUCUGAUUCGGAUGGUCCUCAAUCUCCUGAGCGAGCAGCUCGAAUUCAUCUCAGAAAAGCUCGUAAAAUUUUAGCCGAACGUAGAAAUUCUAAACCAUCUGUUUGUGUUCCCAUUGUAUCUAAAGCAAAACUAGAUCUUAUUCUAUCCAAAUUAUCUGGUGUAUCAGGGGAUAAAAUGGAGUUUUUAAAGCAAACUUAUGCAUUUUGGAAACUCAAAAGAGAGUUUAGACGUGGUGUUCCAUUACUUAAACGACUUCAGGCAUGUUCUUUGCACAGAAGUGCUGCUAAUUUUGUAAGUUGUGAUUAUAAUAUUACUGUUCAUCAAUUUCUGUCUGAUGUUAUUUCAUAA